CGCGGUUUCCGGAAUGUUUAAUUGUUAAUUAUUAUUGUGGGAAAGAACUGUGAAUGUGUUGGACUAGUGUUUGGUUUUAAUUGUUAAAAGUAUACUUAGUCUCUUCAACCAACCUCGUUUCUGAUUCAUCGACUGAACAAAAACGUGUAAAAGGUCAAGAUUUUCUUCUCUGCUAAGCUGUUUCAUUAACCCCAAGUGAUCUCACUUAACACUUGAAACAUCGCCCGGCUCAUAGGUUCGGCUACUGACCGCCACAUCAUGUCGGCUCCAGCCCUACCCGACCCUGCCAGGUCAGGCGUGACCAGCUUCCACGUGAAGCCGGUCCGACGCACGUAGCCGCUGGACCGUGACGUUUGAACCAUGAGCGGGAGAAAACAUUAACAGUAACCACAACCCGAACUGUAGCGGACAUUCCCGGAUUUUGUAGUGUCGCCAGAUCUCGCCCAUAGGAUGGAGUCGGUGACGCGGGUCAAAGACGAGAAACCCCCCACCCCCCAGCAGCAGACUCAGCAGUUCCAGAGCCUGCAGUUCCAACAGCAGUUACAUUCCCUGCAACAGCAGCAGCAGCAACAUCAGAGCCUACAACAGCUGCAGCAGCAGUUGCAGCUUCAGGCGUUGCUGUCGGCGGCUUCGCAAAACAAAAACAGCCCAGGAGCAACUUUUGACAAAUACAGGAGCCCAGUCUCAGAAGUCUUGAACAGGAGCCCCAUCACAGAAGUUCUAAACCGGAGCCCCGUGACAACAGACAUCCGCAACAUCAACCGCAGCCCUGUGGCCGACAUCCUCAACAUCGGCCGGACCGCCGGGGCUGAAGGCGUGAAUGCCAGGACGGAGAACAACUUCCUGCUGGAGGAGCUGGCCCAGCUGAUCUCCGAGAGCAUCAACACGGAUAUGAGCACACCGCCCUCCACUGUGUCCGCCUGCAGUGGGAGUGGCAGCGACAAAUCUGCGACUCAGCCAAUCAAAUCAGAAACCAGUCCUAGCCAGUCACAGGCCAAUGCUGUACAACAAAGCCAGGUGUCUUCCAGCAAGCCGUCCUUCGUCCCCAACGAACUGCUAGGUUCACUUCUGCUCAAGGCUUUGAAUGGGUUUUUGUUUGUAGUCAACAGCCAAGGAAAAGUUGACUUCGUCUCUGACAACGUAAUUCACUAUCUUAAAUACACGCAGGAGGACCUUGUGGGUAAAAGUAUCUACAACAUCAUUCAUGUGGGGGACCACCCACAAUUCAGCAACAAUUUACUUCCUAUGACCUUGACCAGUGGUCUAGCAUGGCCAAGCGACUCACCUACAACCAGGGGGUGCAACUUUUCUUGUCGUAUGCUCAUUAAACCUCCAACUGAAGAGGAAGAAGAUGUAGAGGUGAAACAAACUUAUGUUUCUCAGUAUGAGAAUAUGCAAAUCACAGCCGUAUUUCAGCCUUGUCUUGCUCAGAAAUUGACAGAUUCACAAAGUAACUCUCCACACUCUAAAGAUAAUCCCACUUGCCUAGUGUGUAUAGCUCGGUGCCUCUCUGUAACAGAGAAGAACAAUAUGAUGAUUGGUGGCUUAGACCAGUUCUCUACCAAACAGGACCUGGACGGGAAGAUAAUUGGUGCAGAAACAAGAUUUGGUCAAGGAAUGAUUGCGUUAGAAGGCGCUCACUUGAAAGAUUUCUGCCAUGUGAAUGACAUGCAGCUGAUGAUGAAACACACAGAGGAAGCUUUGAAAAUAGGCACCAGCACAAGCGGUGUGUACCGGUUUAGGCUGGCGGAAAACAGAUACGUCUUCGUCCAGACUAAAAGCACUCUGUUCAGUAACCAGGUCACAGGAGAACCCGAGUUUAUCAUGUCCACUCACUCUAUCCUCCGAGAAUGUGACUCAGACACUGAACUCAAGGGCUCAGCCUCCACCAGUCUGAUGAAAUCCAUCAUCAGCCCGUCUGGCGCUAGACAGAAUGCCGGCAACACAGCAGCACAGCCCACCAAUCAGAACGCUGCGUUCACCACUGGCGGCAUGGGUCCAGCCAGCGCUCCAGCCCCCCUGGAGGUGACCAGUAAUGAUUUGGACAUGCUGUUUGACUGGGACUCAAAUGACCCAUCCGACCUGAAACCCAUGGUGUCCAGCGAGGCGGCAGGUGGGUCAGCCAGCAACUGGAACUCCAUGCCCAACAUGAAGUCACCAGCCAGCCAGCCAUCUCCACUCCAGUACGCCCUGCAGGCCCCCAACAAAAGGCACCAGAUGCUCAACACAGUCCCGAGAAGCAUCUCUACAACUUCUUUUGAUGCCAGUCAAAAACCACAGAGGUUCACCCCCAGCCCCGGGUCAGGGCCGCGGAGCGCUGGGUACAACCAGCGAGCCAUGGGGUCGUAUGCCAACCAGCGCAGCCCGGCGGGUAUGGGGAUGGCCUCGAACUCUUCUGUAACACAAAGCCGUAAUCAGAGUGGCCAGUUUACGUUGAACUACCAGCGUAAGACACCUGUCUCACCUCUCCUGUCACCCCAGCCAGCCAAUCCAUCAAGCCCGUGGAGGCCCUCGUCAGCCACAAUCCCACAAACACCGCCUGCCUUUAAUGACUUCAUGAACACAUCCCAUAUCUCUGCUUUAGACUCCCAGUCUGGGCUAGGCGGGCUGGACAUCAACAUAUCCUCGUCCGUAUUUACUUCACCGUUCCAUUCCUCACCCUCCCCGUCAUUCUCAAACAUGGAUCUCAACACCAUGACAGGCAGUGCCAACAACAGCAUGCUCCAGUCACAGGGCAUGAUGCCCAUGUCGAGCAGUGCCAACAGCAACAUGCUCCAGUCACAGGGCAUGAUGCCCAUGUCAAGCAAUGUACUGCAGUCACAAAGUAUGACAUCCAUGUCGGGGAGUACCAACAGCAACAUGCUCCAGUCACAGGGCAUGGUCUCGAUGGCCGGCGGCUCUAACAACGUACUCCAGUCCCCGGGAAUGAAUUCUAUGACCAGUGGAAAUAACAGUAAUAUACUACUGCAGUCUCAGAACAUGACGUCUAUGACCGGCAGUAUCAACAGUAACGGCAUUAACUCUCAGCGGUCCGGCAAACUUUGCCAGCUGCUGACCCAAAACACGAACCCUGAAGCCCUUCACUCCCCCGCCUCCGUGGACGGGAGACGACCAAUAACCGGGCGGGGGCGACACGCCUCCGGCCAGGUCAACUCAACCAUGUCCACGCCCAAUUCAGUAUCCAGCAGCAACAGUUGUAUAACGACAUCCACGUCCAGUGGCGUGUCCAACAGCAUGACUCUGGACAUGCACCACCAGAGUAUCCAUUCCAGUAUGAUCAAGUCCCCGGAUGACCGGCUACACCAGUCCCCUACCGAGGGCCCUGGACAAAGUCCGCAGGAGAAACCCCAGAGCACAUCGAACGACGACGGCGACAUUGAGAUGACGACCAGGGGAAGUAACGCUACAGGCGCGUCGGACACUCGGAAUAACAUUCUGAAAAAUUUGCUGAGUCAGGACGAUGAUGACGAGGACCCCCCCAUGAUGGACGGCAGCUCCCCGUCCUUCAGCUCCCGGUCAGCUUUUGCGGACUUCAACAUGUGUGAUAAGAACGAAGCCGAGCCUAAGAAGCAGAAUGCCUUACUAAAGCAGCUUUUAGGUGAUAAAGGUCAUAAGCCGAAAGAUAAUGAAUUAAAUGACAGAAUACGCAGAGAACUGCUGGAGAAGAACAGAUCUUCUUCAGAUGCCUCUAGUAGUGGUUCCAUUGGCAAGACCAGGAGACCUAGUGAGGGGAGGGAACUCCUGCACCAGUUGCUAGAUGACAGUGAUGAGGAUGAUCACAACAGAUCCAGCAUCACAACAUCUGCCCCUGCUGAAAGUACAUCAGCAGAUCAUGAUCCUGGGCCACCCUCUAGAUCCAGGCACCAGUCAGAAAACCAAGAACCACAGUCCACAUCAUCCCAGGCCUCGCACUCAGAGCCUCCCACACCACAGGGUCACUCAAGACAGGGGUCACUCAAAAGGUCGGGGGCGAUGAGUGCAUCCAGUGACAUGCCCAACAAACAGUUGGACGACCUACUGCAUUCACUGUGGGAGAAGGAUGACAACCCUAACAAGCUACAGGCAAUAAGUAGCAGCACUGGCAAAAAUCUGGCCAACACCAAGCGAAGAAAAAUCUCUCUCCCCGAUGUGGACAGUAGUGAUGGUGUGGAUAUGGACACGGAGCCGAGCACGUCAUCCGGAGGUCCUAGCACACCCCAGAGCAGUAAAUUGUGUGAGAAGAACGCACUUCUUGCGCAGCUGCUGAGUAAAACUGUACAGAAGGACACCGUGCUCAACACAAACAUUUCCAUCAACCCCAACCCCAUGGGCGUGCCGCAGAGCAGGUAUCCCAGGAACCUCAGUGAGAAGAUCAUCACGGUUAAAAGCGUCGACAACGCAGAGGGACAUUCUUACGGUCAUAGCUCAGUGCCGGACAACAACCAGGGGGGGAAUUUUCAAGUGUCCACCUCGGGUAAAUCUCGGACUUCGUCCUUGACAAUCAACACCACAAACCAGAUGCCAAAUUUUUUGACUGGUCCUUUCCCAGAUCACCAGUCUCCAAUAGAUUCAAAUUCGAUGGAUAUGUCGCAGUCUGCCGAGUCGCAGAUCAACCAUAUCCAGAGCCUGUUGGAGGGUGAGGACUCCAUAUUUGGUGGGGAGCCAAUUGUUGCGGAGUCCAUCUCCAAUAUUUCCGCUGAUAAUUCUCUAAAUGAUCCGCUCCUACAACAAAUCCUUCAACAGGCGGCGGAUCUGCAUGACGAUCUCCAGAAAAAAGCCAUGAGAAAUCCAACUUCAUCCAUGUCAGGUUUAUCCAUGUCUGGGCUAACUGGGUCAAUGGAGUCUGGGUUGAGUGUCAGCAAUUCCAUGGCGUCAACUGUCACAUCCAUCGCUCAGGCGCUGAGCUCGUCGGUGCAAGCGCAAGAAAAUAACAUGAACCUGUUCCAGGAGAGAAACCAAAUGAGCAAAAGCCAUCAGCAGAGGAGUCUGCAGCAGGAGUUACAACAGCAGAAGCUGCAGCUGCAGCAGAAAGCUUUGAAGGUUGCUCAGCAACAACAGCAGCAGCUUCAGUCACAACUUCAAGCACAACAGCUGCAGUCACAGCAACAGCUGCAGUCACAGCAACAGCUUCAGUCACAGCAACAGCUACAGUCUCAACAACAGCUGCAGUCUCAACAACAGCUGCAGUCUCAACAACAGCUGCAGUCUCAACAACAGCAACAACUUCAAGCACAGCAACAGUUGCAGUCACAACAACAGCAACAACUUCAAGCACAGCUACAGUCUCAACAACAACAACUGCAGUCACAACAACAGCAACAGCUACAGUCACAACAGCUGCAGUCACAACAGCUACAGUCACAACAACAACAACAACUGCAGUCCCAACAACUUCAAACACAACUUCAGUCUCAGCAACAGCAGCAACCAUUCUUAUCCCCACCCCAACAGCCUUCAUCAACCACCUCCUUACAGCAAUCCAUAUCAUCCCAGCAUGGUGACAUGCAACUAAACAAACAUCACCAACUACAACAACAACAACAACAGCAGCAGCUUCAGCUCCAACUACAACAACAACAGCAGCAGCAGCAGAUGGUUGUUUCCUCUGACAUGGAUUUGUUGAACGAAGAAUCCAACCUGGUGGCUCAGCUGGAAGAGUUCAUGAAAGAGACUGGCAACUGGCCCAAUGACAACUUCCUGUCCAGCUCCAACCAAACACAACAAGGCCAGUCCAACCUGGCCAAUGAGCAGUUGGUUAUUGACGGCAUCAAGCGUCAGCUGAUGGGCGAUGAUCCCUUGGCUGCCCCGCAAUCACAAUCCAUGAUUGGGAAUGAGAAUGUCUUGGCCAACAGGCAGGCAGUUCAGCGCUCCAUACAACAACAGUUGCAGGCCAGUAUGUCCAGUCAGGCUCUGGGAAACAUGGCCCCCGGCCAAGUUCCAGGCUACAAUGGCCAAGGCCAGCAGAUGAAACAGAACAUGAUGGGAGGAUUCAGCCCACAGAUGUCCAACAUUAGAUCUCAGCAGCCACAACAGCCAGGCUUCAACCAGCCUCGAGGACCUCUAGCUCCUGCCCUACAGAACCCUGUACCAUUCCGUGCAGCGAACCAGUCCAUGCUAGUCAGACAAAACUUGCUGUACCAGCAGCAGAAUCGCCAGAUGGGACGCCAGAAGCAGCAACUCCAGGAGAGACAGCGGAUGUUGCAGCUGCAGCAACAGCAGCGGCUACAAGGCCUGCCGCAACAGUUUAACCAGAGGUUUAACCAGUCUGGCUUACCUUUAGAAGGCACAGCACAAGCAACUUUCCCUGAAAACUUCAGAGAACUAAUGACCCAAGGCCACCCACCUAAUGUGACCUUACCUGUCCAGAGAGGUCAGGGCAUGCCUGGUCCAAUGUCUCCUCGCUUCACCCCCCAGGGACCUGGUCCCUCACCUCAGCCGAGCCAGUUAUCACCCCAUUUCUCCCCCCAGCCUGGGACUGGUGUGGCCUGGAGCAUGCGGCCCCAGGGUGGUUCAGACCCUAUUGGAAUACAGCAGGGCAACCAGUUUUCUCCAAACAUGAAUCGCCAGAGGUCACUGUCAGGCAACUCCUUGCCCAGCCCAGCCAAUCAGCAGACAGCACCGCCCCAGCAGCAGCAGGCAAGAGACGCUCGCUUCCAGCUGUCAGACAACCAGUUUGUGGGGGCAGGGGGCGCUGGCAGCGUCUUCUCUAACCAGCAACAGCAGGGUCAAGGUCAGGGCAUUUACCCACCAAACAGGAUGAUGCAGAGAGUGCCAACAGGUCGCGGCUCCCCCAGAGGACCCCACAGCCCAUUUGGUACCAGCCCACCUGACCCUCUGCUCAUCUCACCCCAGGCUGUGAUGUCCCCUAACUCAAACAUGAGACAGCAGUCGUCUGUACAGCAGGUCAGUCCGCAGUAUAGCCAAGUUGGCAUGACGUCAAAUUUUGGCAACCAGCAAGUGGGGAUGACCAGUGGUCCUGUAUCUUUCCAGGGCAGCCCGUCUGUAGGGUCAGGGUCAUCAUCCUUCAACCCUGGGGCAACCAUGUCUCAGUCUACGGCUAAUGAUAUGCAUGACUUUAUGCAUAUAUUAAAUAUCAGUUCCAUGGAAAAUAACAAAAAUGUUUCGGGAGACCUGAGCAGCGGAGCCUCCAAGUCCCAGUACGUCAAACAGGAGCUGCGCAACAUCUGCAGCGCUAGGUCUGAGAAACAGCAACAGCAGCAGCAACAGCAGUCUCAGAUCCCAAACAUGGACUUUGACAGCUCGUCCAGCGAGCUGCCGCCUGACAUCCUUGAGACAAUAAAUGACAUGACCAAAGAACAUGGCGCCCCAUUGGGUUCACUUGAGGAGGCCGAUGUGGUUAUACAGUCAAGGAUUGAGGCUAAACACAGAUACCAACAGUUCCGAAAGUUAUCCAUGUUUCAGCAGGCACCUCCUGUUGUCGAUGCCUCUGAUGAGGCGCAAGUCAAAGCAACGAGUCUGUUCAGAAACCAGCUGUUGCGUCCAGUUAAUAACACACCACCACCACCUACGUCCACUAAUGGUCAGCAGUUACCCCAGUCAUCCACAUCUGGGAAGAAUGGAGAAAACGCAUCUCAGUUUAAUAUACUACAGUUAGAUAGUCGGGCACCAAUAGAAGACAUCAGACCUGCUGACAACAAGAACAGCUUACUCUGUCAACUGUUAUCAGAAUAAAGGGACGUAACUUUUAAAUUAAGAAAGAUAAUAACAUACUGGAGAUGUGUGUCUAGUGAAGAUAAAAACAAUAGACUAAACACAUUUUAUCAAGAGAAUUGGCACCAUGUGUGUAACAACAUAUCUGGCAAACUCAGGGAAUUCAAAUAUUUGUGGACUAUUUAUUUCUCACUGUUGACUUUGUGUAGUGUUUCAUAGACAAUGGAUAUGUUAAGUGUUGUAGCGUCUGUUCAACUACACAACUACGAUUUCUUUACGCCAGAUGAGCAUCUGGGAAAACAGUUUUCAUGUUUCUUUUCGUUGGCGAUGGACUUGAUUAGUGCCACAGCUAUAGUUGCCAAAAGAUUCAUGCAUCAGCUACAGACUUGGGAAUGUAACAUUUUUAAACUAAGUUUUAGCUUCUUACAAAGGAACAAUCGGACUUUGUGGAAAAACAUUGUGACAGCUUCUGGUGUAUAUAAUGUGCACUGGAUGUGAAAUGUGUUAAAAGCGUGUUUUAAAAACAAACUGUCUGUGAUCUAUGGAGGUAUUAGAGUUGGAGUGAAUCACAUUUUCCUUGUAUUACAAAUUUUACUAGCCUGCUGUGCAGAAGAGUGGCAGACGUGUCAUAGUUCUGUUUCUUGCAUGACAUGGUCCAGGUUACCUGUGAUAAGUUGACUGUGCAGAGUUAAUUCCCUUUCAAAUGGAGGUUUAUGAACUGAAGAUGGGUGAUUCUUGUUCUACUGUCACAGUAGUUGUGUAUAUAGACUGGGGCGGAUUUCCAGCAUUACAAUGAAGACAUUCUCUGUUUUGGCCUGUUGUAAAGGAAUAUAUUUACCAUUUCAUUAAUAGUGAUUUGUAUGUAGUAUAUGUAUGUACAAUUUAAAAGAUAUUUACGCUAUAUAUUUUUUGAAUUCUUGCACAAUGUCUUUUUAUUUAUUUUAGUGUUGCCUGGAACACAUGUUUAUAGCCACCUUGGCAUUCAUCUAAAGGUCAAGGCUGCCUUGGGAAAAAAAUGCCAUUUACAUAAUUUGUCAUGUUUAAUAAUGUAUUUCUCAUUGUGAUGUGCACAAGUUUGUUUAAAAAAAUUAGAAUUGUUACAAAGAUUAACUCUAUGUAACAGAUAUUUAUUUUAUAAAACCAAACAAUAGCAUUACAGUAAAGUUGUUUUGUCUCUGUCCUUUAUGUAAUGAUCCCCCCCUCCACUUUUUUAUUUUAUGUGUGUACACAGUUUAUGUACAUAUAAACAUUUAUAUUUACACUUUAACUUCUUGUUUCAAUGAAUAAUUAUUUUUACAAAGCUUGGCUGGUAAACAAAGUGUUAAGUGACUGCAACCCAGAUAGAGUGACGAGACCUCACUCAAAUUUUACUUUUGAUAUUAUUCAACACCACAGUAGGAUGUUUUGUUAAGAAAUUGUUGUAAGGCUACUGAAACACUCGACUUUCAUUGCUUUCAUAUCAGUUUAAUCAUGAGUGGUACUGUUAGAUCAACGUAGUUUAAAAGUAAAUCCACUCAUUUAACCUGAAUUCAUUUUCAUGAGUGGAAUUCUUAAAGCUGUGAUUAUAAAUACUCAGUUUAAAAGAUAUUCUUAAAAACUUUUUUAAAAAACGUGUAACAUAAUAAGGUUGAUAUUGAGUAAAAGUGAUUUUUAAAAAUCAAUAAAAUUAAAAUGGCAUAACAAAUCUUAUGGUAAAGAAAAUUAAUUAUAAUUCUUACACAAAUGUUUUAAAAAUAUUUUCUACAAUUUUUUUCAUGUAACACAUUGAAUGGUACAGCUUAAUAGUUCAUGUAUAAAUGCUAUCAUUUUUUUAAAUCUUAAAAAAAAAAACCAUUGUAAUUUCAAAGCUCAGUAUAAUGGUGUUUUUGUAUUACUAAAAUUAUUUUUUACUUGUAUGACCCACAGGUUAAAUAAUUGAUUUUAAUUGAGAUUAAUAAUUGACUACAGUGUACAAUAUUGUUUAUUAAGAAAAUCAUUUUUGUUGAAAAUUUUAGCUUGGCCAAAAUAAUGUUUACACCAUUGUUGUCAUUGUUUCCACAAUUAAUGAAUGUGCCAAGGUUUGGACAUAAGAUAUUCACAGUUGGAAUAAACUUCUUGUCGGCCUAUACUUGGAAUGAUCAAGAAACUUUGCUGGGUCUAACUCUCAUAUUUAAAAAUAUUUUGUAGCAUUAUAAAUUUAAAAAAAAAAGCUAGUUAAUCUUAAAGUGUUAGUUUACAUUUUAAAUAUUUAAGUUUAACGAGCCCAAUAAAUAAUUCUUAUCAACUCCAUCAAUUAAAACGUGGAAAUAGAAUUUUUUUUUUAAACCGUGUGUAAUUAGCAUUUUACGGUUAGAAAUAUUUUUAUUAACUCAAACCAGCAGCCACUGUGGUUAGAAAGAUUCAGCUAAUGUCACACCCCAGCCAAGAACAUUUACAUUCAAUGGGAAUAUUACUUUAUUCCUGUUUAUUUUAACUUAUGAUACGGAUAUAUUUAAACAUGAUUUACCUGAUUACAUGCAUGUAUAAUGAGUUCAGCUGGUAUUUAAUUUCAGAAAAGUUUUCUCGUUUGUAUUUUGAUGAGUAGAAAUAGACUUAGAAAAAUUAAAAUGUUGAACUGUGUACAAACUCUGAACAUUUGUAAAAAAAUAAAUAAAUAAAAUAAUGACAAUAAUCCAGAAUUUUUUUCCUGCAUUUCAUCUCUAUUUAUAACUAUGGUUAAUCCAGGACCAUUUCCAUUAGUUAAAUCCUGUUAGUAUCCCCCCCCAACUCCACAUUUGAAGACACUAUUCUCUCUACAACUUCUUGAAAUAAAGCCUCAGGGAUGGAUGUAGUGUGCCUUCCAUGCCAGAUUUUUCUUCAUGUGGAUAUUUUAAUGACAAUUCAUAACUUGUUUUCUGUUGUCGUCAUCAAAUUAAAAUCUUUGUGUACAACUUUAUGUUGAUACUUUAUAGUAUGUUCUACCCAACGGUUGUGAUGGAUUCAUAAGUUAAAAUUUGUAACAAUAAAAUCAGAAAUAAACCUAGUAAAUUAAUUUUUUUGGUAUUAACAUAGAUCAUAGAUUUAAAAAUGAAUGGCGAAUUUGAGUUUUCAAUUUUUGUCAUUAAAUAUGAACUGAUUUGUUUAUACUGGCAUAAAAUAUUUGAGAACUGGAUGUCAGUAUUGAAAUGUUGACCAUCACCUGGCCUGUGACUUGUAUGAUGUAACACUUUUGAUGCCAGCAACUUUGUAAUAUUUUGUUUUGCUCAUUUGUGUGAAGCACUGUAGCCGUGUCCAACGUUUAGGUUGUAUUCUCAUAUUGUUAGAAUAAUGUACCAAUUAUUUUCUCUUCAGUGUAUUAUAAGUGCAAAUUUUGUGACCACGCCUCUCUACCUUUCUCGUGGUCGCAGUGAGUGAUUUGUUGAAAUAAUGCUGAGUUCAGGAAGGCAAUUAAAAAGAUAU
Physella acuta is the source of this 11067-nucleotide messenger RNA. RefSeq names its product nuclear receptor coactivator 3. The record is from RefSeq and is a predicted model, not a curated record. Gene Ontology annotation, biological process: positive regulation of transcription by RNA polymerase II; cellular response to hormone stimulus. Gene Ontology annotation, molecular function: nuclear receptor binding. Gene Ontology annotation, cellular component: nucleus. NCBI's taxonomy places the organism in Eukaryota, Metazoa, Mollusca, Gastropoda, Physidae.